AAUGAUUUGAAACUACAAGUCCCAUAUCGCGUUGUACUUCCGGUGGAUUUUGCGUAACGCUUGGAGUGAGACGGAAACUGACAGUUGACAAGGUGGUCUGCAGCCACAGCUUCUUCAUGCUGACCAGUAUCCUUCGCUGUGUUCGGCCCGUUUCCACCAGCAUUGCCAUAAACCGGUCUUUGGCCCACUUCAAACCACUCAUGGACCCGGACCCAAGCCGACCCGUUGAGAAGGCUAUCAGAACUAAACUGACCAACACUCUAAAACCAGAUCACUUGGAGGUCUUCAAUGAAAGUCACAUGCAUGCCGUGCCCCCCGGUUCUGAAUCCCAUUUUCGUGUCCUGGUUAUCAGCUCACAGUUUGAAGGUCUGUCGCUGAUACAGCGCCACCGUCUGGUUAAUGAGACUUUAAAGGAAGAGCUGAGUAGCUGUGUUCAUGCGCUGGCUAUACAGGCAAAAACUCCAGACCAGUGGAGGAGCAACCCCACCCUGAACAAGAGUCCACCAUGCAUGGGAGGCUCAAGGGGAGGUCCCACAGUGGAGGAGAAGCUGAACGCUGGACAGAAGUAACGCACAUUUGGACUUGGCAAUAUUUUGUUUAUUCACGUGGUUAGCGAUAGUAUGCGAGUAUAGUAUAUUAGUAUAGUCUAGUCUGCUGCUACCCUACUAGAGUUAAUUUUUCUCAUUGCUCAUGAUCUCUGUUUUCAAAAUUGUGGAGUAAUUAGCUCAUGUCACUGACAAGAAGCCCUCCAACAGGUUCCUGUGUCAUCUAAGCCCUGUAUGUUUGUACUGACAUGUAGUAUUAAAUGCCAAGAAGAUUGCUCUGUAAUGAGUUCAACACCUGAAAGUCAGUUAUGAAGUAAACAAAUCACUAAUAAAGAGCAUGAAAGAUUCAGAGAAA
Messenger RNA from Betta splendens (Siamese fighting fish), 900 nucleotides. RefSeq names its product bolA family member 1 (gene bola1). The transcript has 2 exons. Gene Ontology annotation, cellular component: mitochondrion. Bases 117 to 569 code for a protein of 150 amino acids. NCBI's taxonomy places the organism in Eukaryota, Metazoa, Chordata, Actinopteri, Anabantiformes, Osphronemidae. The record is from RefSeq and is a predicted model, not a curated record.